AUGAAUUAAUAAUCAAAGAACAAGUCUCUUCCACUUAAAAAAAUAAUUCCUAAACAAAGUUAGCCCCAAGAUAUUGAACAUUGUCGUUAAGCAAUCAAAUAAAUCAUUCAAAAUAGUGAUGCUUCUAGUAACUCAACUUUUCAUAAAUCUGCUGAAUAGCAUCACUAACAGCAAUAACCGAAGAAACACCUACACUCUACAGUUCAAAAAUAUAAUGAAAAUAUUGGCAAGAUGUUUACAUCUACCAAGUAUGGAGUCGCAUACAUGUAAAAAAAAGUUAUGCAUAAUAUUGAUUAACUAUGA
Molecule: messenger RNA, 303 nt
Organism: Paramecium sonneborni
Lineage: Eukaryota; Ciliophora; Oligohymenophorea; Peniculida; Parameciidae
Source: the annotation of a GenBank genome assembly